GCCGUCUGUCACAACGAAUUCCACAGAUUCACCACCCUCUGGCUGCAGAGAUUCCUCCUCAUUCCAGUUCUAAAGGGACGUCCCUUUAUUCUGAGGCUGUGCCCUCUGGUCCUAGACUUUCCCACUACUGGAAACAUCCUCUCCACGUCCGCUCUAUCCAGGCCUUUCAGUAUCCGGUCCACGUGCGCACUGGUGCAAUGAAACACUUGCAGCAGCAUCACAGGCACAGAGCGUCAGAUAAGCAGCAUUCGCAAGAAAAAUCUGAUACUGAGAUGGAGGUUGUUGGAAGUUAUCACAAACUGACCCACAGCGACCAUUUAGACUCUGGAAUCUUUGAAAGUGACCACAGCAGGAGCAGGAAGGUGGAUCGAGGGGGCUUCUCAGACAAUGUUAUUACCGAGCAGGUGACCACAAAAGUGACUUCUCUGCCACCACGAGCCACGUACAGCUCCAGCUCCUCAUCCCGGCAAACUGGAGCAGAUAUUGUCAGAUCAUCCAACAGCUACCUCAUAGCAACCGGACGAGGCUCUUCUGGGGGAUAUUCCCGGACACGAUUUCCCAGCUCCUCAUUCUCAGUCUCACCGGACACCACCCUGGAGCGGAAAAUGGGCUUCAGCCGGAAUGCAGGAUACGAGGGAAGUUCCAGUGGAAAUUCUUCCCCCGAACUUUCCAGGAAAGACUUCAGUUCCUCAAACAUGAGGGGGAGAAGUCAGAGUCGAGAGAGUGCGAUCCGUGCCCGUCUGCAGAGCGCAUCGCCCAACGGACGCUGGACAGAACUGGAAGACGUGAAGCGAUUGCUGAAGGGAAGUCGAUCAGCCAGCACCAGCCCUCCGCGGUCGGCCCCCAACACUCUGCCCUACCCCAAAAAGGCCAUCGUGGAGACAAAGAUAGUGAGCACCAGCUCCCAGUCAGCGUCUGGACGAUAUGACACUGCUCUCCUGGACUCCGGUGUGUCCAGCUUCAACUGGACAUCCACAGUGCCCCCAGUGAGCUCCAGCGUGGGACUGAGGGAGUACCGCAACAACCUGUCCCCUGCAGGAACACAGAUGUUCAGCACAUCAGGAUCCUCCUCUGUGAUAGCUCACGGAAUGCAGAACAACAAAGCAAUAAGCCCAGCAACAGCGAACAUGGCCCUGACGACUUCAACUGUUCAAGGGGUUCAGAACAACUUGGUACCCAACACCAGUGUGGUCAGUGGUUCUGCACAGACCCUGGGCAGUCACACCCAAGUUCUAGGGGUGCAGAAGAACCAGGUGUCGAAUUCGAGUGUGGUGUCCACUGCCCACAACACCUCCACAGUGAGCCCCCUGACCUCGGAUGGCCUCCUACAGAAGGACUACAAGUUCCUGCUGCUGGAGAAGGAGAACGCAGCUCCCCGCAAGGACACGGAGCUUCUCAUCAUGACCAAGGACAGUGGCAAACUCUUCACCGCCUCGCCUGGCACACUCACCGCUUCGGUGAUGGACGAUGCUUUGAAGAAGGAACACGUGGUGUCAACCAGCGCAGGACCCGACAUCAAAGUUCAGUCACACGGAGGCUUGAAGAUGGCGACCAAGGACAAGUCGACAUACGCGGAGAUCCGGUCGGACGAGGAGACGGACUCCCUGCCCUCCUGGUGUUCCUGCUGUCGUUGCUGCUCCUGGUGGAAGUGGCUGCUGGGACUGCUGCUGGCCUGGCUCCUCCUGCUGGGACUGCUCUUCGGCCUCAUUGCACUGGCGGAGGAGAUGAGGAAGCUGGAAGGACCGUGUCAGUGAGCUGGAAUCCAUGCCCAACACACAGCAAGCUGACCAGUCACGACGGCUCUGGGCGCAUCCUAGGGCAAAACAGCCUCCACUGACGACAUCGAGAGCAACAUCUGGAAGAAGAUCACGGCCAAACUAGAAUCCCGGGAAU
This is a messenger RNA of Pristis pectinata (smalltooth sawfish), 1893 nucleotides long. RefSeq names its product collagen alpha-1(XVII) chain-like. Bases 198 to 1754 code for a protein of 518 amino acids. The transcript is spliced from 20 exons. Lineage: Eukaryota; Metazoa; Chordata; Chondrichthyes; Rhinopristiformes; Pristidae. The record is from RefSeq and is a predicted model, not a curated record.